Molecule: messenger RNA, 1096 nt
Organism: Rhagoletis pomonella (apple maggot)
Lineage: Eukaryota; Metazoa; Arthropoda; Insecta; Diptera; Tephritidae
Product: programmed cell death protein 6
Exons: 3
Coding region: 94-633 (179 amino acids)
Molecular function (GO): calcium ion binding
Source: RefSeq, a predicted model, not a curated record
CCAUUCACAAUUAAAACGAUAUGUUUAUGACAUUUCUAAUAUAAAUGAAAAUUAGUCAUCGUGGUUCAUUUUUGAUAGUUUUAAAUAUUUAGAAUGGCUUAUAGUUCUCAAUCAUCAAUGCCUGGUCAACAAUUUUUGUGGGACGUUUUUCAAAAAGUCGACAAAGAUCGAAGUGGACAUAUAUCGGCAGACGAGUUACAAAUAGCUCUCUCGAAUGGUACUUGGAGCCCAUUCAAUCCAGAAACAGUACGUUUAAUGAUUGGUAUGUUUGAUCGUGAAAAUCGUGGAACGGUUUCAUUUCAAGAUUUUGGAGCUCUAUGGAAAUAUGUUACUGAUUGGCAGGAUUGCUUUCGUUCUUUCGACCGGGACAAUUCCGGAAAUAUUGACCAAGAAGAAUUAAAAACAGCAUUGUCUUCGUUUGGAUAUCGGUUGUCAGAUAAUCUGGUAGACACUUUGAUUCGUAAAUUCGACCGGUUCGGAAGGAGAACUAUACUUUUCGACGACUUUAUACAAUGUUGCAUAGUUCUAUAUACCCUAACAUCGGCUUUCAGGCAACACGAUACAGACAUGGAUGGGGUUAUUACUAUACAUUACGAACAAUUUCUCAGUAUGGUAUUUUCUUUAAAAAUAUGAGCUUUAGAAACCAUAUCUUUUAAAUGCAUUUUAACUUUCCAUUGAAUUUAAAGUAUAGAGCUUGUCUCUUCUUUACAGUACCUGCAUGGCGAAACCUGCGCCACAGUAUACUAGUAAAAAGGUUUUUGUUGUAACUGUCUUGGCGUAAAUGCAGAAUACUAACAGCCAAUUUCACGAAAGCAAUUUAACCGCUCUAUUCAGUUUAAAUUUGUCAGUAACCGAUACAUAAUUGAACUAUAAGUUAAAAAUUAUAUAUAUAUUUUUUUUUAAUUUUUAAUAGAAAUUGACUGACAGAAAUUAGAAAUCAUUUUCCGUUUAAAUUGCUGGUGAAACCGGCAGUUGCAAUUCUAAAAUAAAAAAAAUGUAUAUGGGGAUUGAUAGAGAUCACUGAGGUGAGCUUAGCGGCAUAUUUUUUUUUGGGAUACAACUACAAGAGUUAUUAAAGGUCAAAGUUCAAAUUAAA